Molecule: messenger RNA, 737 nt
Organism: Pseudovirgaria hyperparasitica
Lineage: Eukaryota; Fungi; Ascomycota; Dothideomycetes; Acrospermales; Acrospermaceae
Product: pre-mRNA-splicing factor ini1
Exons: 3
Coding region: 135-467 (110 amino acids)
Biological process (GO): mRNA splicing, via spliceosome
Cellular component (GO): U2 snRNP; catalytic step 2 spliceosome; precatalytic spliceosome
Source: RefSeq, a predicted model, not a curated record
CAAACUUCUUUAUACCCAUAGCCCUCACGAUAGAUCGCCUUUCCACCUCUUCGAAUACGACUAGUUCGAGCCUGUGUUCAUUAAAGGUUUCACUCCAAGAAUUCUUGUAAGCUUAGGCUUGAGAUACACUCAACAUGUCCCGUCAUCAUCCCGAUCUAGUUAUGUGCCGCAAGCAAACCGGUAUAUCUAUUGGUCGUCUCUGCGACAAAUGUGACGGGAAAUGUCCAGUGUGCGACAGCUACGUUCGGCCAACGACUCUCGCUCGCAUCUGCGACGAAUGUUCCUUUGGCAACUAUCAGAACAAAUGUGUCGUAUGUGGUGGUGAGGGCAUCUCCGACGCCUUCUAUUGUUUCGAAUGUACGCGCCUCGAGAAAGACCGCGAUGGGUGCCCGAAGAUUAUAAACUUGGGUAGUUCGAGGACAGAUCUGUUCUACCAGAAGAAAAAUUUCAGAAAUCAACAGUAUUGAUCUCUGGACUUCGCGCCACCCUAGACCGACGCUGUUUCGAACAACAUAAUACCAGAUAGAGAGCCAACAGGCGAGGAAGACAAACCACAUGUUUGUGACGAGGUCUUACCACAUUUUGAUCGCAGCAUACCUGUUUACGAGGUUAUGCGGACCGCUUUGCGCCUCAUUGAUCCCAAGGAUGCGCAGAUGAGGCGAUUGUGAGUGGAUUUGAAAGCGAGAGGGUUGGAAUUUGCUUUCACAGUAGGCUAUCUCAUGCUUGACUAGACUAUC